Scleropages formosus (Asian bonytongue) is the source of this 9596-nucleotide messenger RNA. RefSeq names its product collagen, type VI, alpha 3 (gene col6a3). Gene Ontology annotation, molecular function: serine-type endopeptidase inhibitor activity; protein binding. The transcript is spliced from 44 exons. The coding region runs from base 260 to 8932 and encodes 2890 amino acids. NCBI's taxonomy places the organism in Eukaryota, Metazoa, Chordata, Actinopteri, Osteoglossiformes, Osteoglossidae. The record is from RefSeq and is a predicted model, not a curated record.
ACCAAGAGUUUGUCCUGCGCCUACCCUGGUCUUGCACCAGUUCUGGAGAGACACAGGAGGGUCUCUUGUCCCUUUCCACUGUCUCAUCCUUUCUGCCACAUCUACUGCCUGGCUACACAACUAUCCCCAAGAGGGUUGCCCUACUGAAGACGGAACGACCAGCAGGACAAUGAUCACAGAGCAACAACGCUGUUAGAUUGCAGUUUUAAAUUGCGGACUACAGCAGUGUAGCUCAGGGUCUCCUGCCUGGUGCUAUAAAAUGGGGAGACAUUGGUAUUUGAUGCUAUGCGCCCUCAUGGGCCUGGCUUUCUUAGGCCUGCCUUUAAACACCAAGGCUCAGGAAGCACAAGAUUCUGCUGAUGUUGUGUUCUUAAUUGAUGGAUCACAGAACGUUGGAGCCGGCAACUUCCCUCACAUCCGCAGUCUGGCUCUAAGUAUCAUUGAGAGGCUUGCAGUGGGAAAAGAUGCAAUCCGAGUUGCUGUUGUUCAGUAUAGCACGGACCCUCAAGUUCAUUUCUAUCUAAAUAGUUAUGACAAUAAGGCUGCCAUUCUGGAUGUGGUCAAGGGGCUUAACUUCCAGGGUGGAGUGGAGGCAAAUUUGGGGGCAGCCCUGAAAGAAGUUGCAGAAAGCCUAUUGGGCCCAGAAGCAGGUGGCCGGGCUGAGGAUGGGAUACCUCAGGUUGUUGUGGUCAUCAGUGCUGGACCCUACAGUGAUGAUGUCAGUGAGGGCAGCAGGGCCCUUGAUUAUGCCAACGUAUUUGUAUUUCCACUCGGGGUUGGCAGUGCUGGCAAGGAAGAGCUGGAAGGCAUUGCCACGGAUAAGCAAUUUAUGUUAUCAGCCCCUGAUUUCAGAGCUAUAGACCAGCAGAGGGAUCCGCUGUUAUUGUACAUUAUCGGCGUGGCUCAGCGCACCAUUAUCUUAGAAACCAGUAUACCUGAAGCUCUGGAUGUUUCCAAGAGGGACAUCAUUUUUCUCAUAGACGGAAGUCAGAGCAUGGGGGCAACCCAUUUUAAUGCAGUCCGUGAUUUUAUCAAGCAGUUUGCUCAGUCUAUGCCCAUCAGCCCAGACCAGGUGCAAGUGGGUGUGGCCCAGUUCACCACGAGUCAAAAACUAGAAAUGAACCUGAACACCCAUGGCUCCCGGGAAGCCCUUACUGCAGCUGUUGCGAAGAUCCGCAUCAGAGGUGGGACAAAGGAGAUCAACACAGGAGCUGCCAUGGAUUUUGUACGGACCCAGAUGCUAAGGCCAGAAAGAGGGAGUCGGAUCCAGCAGGGCGUGCCUCAGUUGUUAGUGCUGGUGGCUUCCAAGAAAUCCAGAGAUGAUGUGGUUCAACCUGCGGAGCAGCUGAAGCAAAUGGAGGUCCUUAUCGUGGCAGUUGGCUCUAAAGCAGCUGAUGAGAGGGAGCUAAACCAGAUUGCAACCGCUCAGUCCUUGGUCCACAUGCUGAGGGAUUUCCGUCAAUUGAGUCGCAAUCCAAGAAAACUUAUAUCAUCUCUUUCAACAUUAUCUGUAAUUCCUAUACAUGGGACUGAAGUGCCUACAGAAACAGUCACUGAAGUAACGACGAUACAAACCCAGAGAAUUCUCAGAGACAUUGUCUUUCUUGUGGAUGGGUCAAAUUACGUCGGUGGUGCCAACCUGCCAUAUGUUCGUAACUUCAUCUCCAGUGUGGUAAACCAGCUUGAUGUGCGUCCUGACCGGGUGCGGAUUGGUCUGAUGCAGUUUGCAGGAAGUCAACGGACUGAGUUUUUUCUGAACACCUUCUCCAAUAAACAAGAUGUCCUAGAUGCUGUUGGUCGGUUUGACCUGAUUGGGGGUACCACUCUGAACACUGGGGCAGCACUGCAGUUUGCCUUGACAGAGCACUUUCAGCCUUCCGCUGGGUCCCGGAAAAGACAGAAAGUUCAGCAAAUGCUUGUUCUGAUCACUGCUGGCAAUCCUCAGGAUGAGUUUAAACGUGUGGCUGAUCAAGUUGCUCUGGCAGGAGUCAUGACCUUCGCGAUUGGCAUAGGCCAAGUGGAUGAAGACUUCCUGAGAACGGUUGCCUUUAUACCAGACCUGGCAUUCAUGGAGAGCAGUUUUAGUCGCCUGGAGAAUGUCGCUGCACAAAUCAUGACUCCUUUGAUAACAUUAGAAGGGGACACAGAUACUGUUCCUGGUCCAGGAGAAGCUACUGGCGGUGAGAGGGAUGUUGCCUUCCUGAUUGACGGUUCUGAUGCAGUUGCAAGUGAUUUUCCCAGUGUCAUCGACUUUAUUAAAAGAGUCAUUGAACCUCUAGAUGUUGGAAGCAAUAAGAUACGGAUUGCUGUGGCCCAACAUAGUGAAACACCAGCUCCUAACUUUUACUUGAACACUUACUCAACCAAAGAAGAAAUUAUGGCCGCUAUCAAUGGCAUGACUCCAACUGGAGGCCGUUAUCUGAACACUGGAGCAGCCUUAGUAUUCAUGAGGGACAUAAUCUUUUCACCUACGUAUGGCAGCAGAGCAGCAGAAAAUGUUCCUCAGUUUUUGAUAGUUCUGACAGGAGGGAGGUCAAGGGACAAUGUGAGAGAUCCAGCUGUGGCCCUGAAGACAGGGGGUGUUGUGCCCUUUGGAGUUGGUGUGAAAAAUGCCGACAGAAGUCAGAUAGAAGCCAUUUCUUACAACCCAGCCUUUGCAUUCAGCGUCAAAGAAUUCAGCCAACUGAACACCGUCCAGCAGCGGCUUGGAAGUUAUAUCAACCUUCCUAAAGAAAACUUAGAAGUUAUUCUGCGUGAAGAUCCCCAAGGUCCAAAGAAAGAUAUUGUCUUUGUGAUCGACACUUCGGAUUAUGUGGCUGGUGAUUUCCCAGUCAUUCAAGAAUUCAUCCGCAGAGUUUUAGAGAGUCUCAACGUUGGAGAAAACAGGAUUCGAGUUGGAGUUUUGCAAUAUAGUGAUGAUCCUUAUGUAGACCUGUAUCUGAACUCGCACACAACUAAAGAAGGUGUCUUAAAUGCUGUUAAGGGAUUGAGGCAUAAAGGUGGGAGAAGGCGCAACUUGGGAAAGGCAUUAGAAUUUGUCAGUCGUAACGUCAUAGUCCCUAGUCGUGGCAGCAGAAAAGAAGAAGGAGUCCCCCAGUUUUUGAUCGUAAUUACAGGUGGAAGUUCCUCCGAUGAUGUGAAAGCUUCAGCCACUAAUUUGAAACAGUCAGGAGUAAUACCUUUCAGUAUUGGAAGCAGCAGUGUGGACACCCAGGAGCUGCGCACAAUCUCCUAUGUUGCGGACUUUUCAUAUUCAGUGACGAAUUUAAAAGAGCUAUACCCCAUCCAGCAGAGGCUCAUCUCCUCCCUGACAGAACUCUCUAAUGAAGACAUUUCCCGAAUGCAACCCGAAUUUCCUGUGUUAGAGACUCCACGUGGAGACAAACGAGAUGUGGUCUUUCUUGUGGAUGGUUCCUCUGCUGUUAGCAGUGAGUUCCCCAGCAUCCGAGACAUGAUUGAAAGAAUUGUCAGACAGCUGGAUGUGGGCUUGGAUAGGGUGAGGAUUUCAGUUGUACAAUACAGUGAUAACCCUAAGGUGGAGUUCCUCCUGAAUGAACAUUCAACCAAGCAGGAAGUUGUCAAUGGGAUCAGGAGAAUCAGGAAUAAGGGAGGAAACAUUCUUAACACAGGCCAAGCUUUGAACUGGGUUUCCAGAAAUGUCUUUCAGAGGUCUUAUGGAAGCAGGAUUGAAGAUGGAGUCCCUCAGUUUUUGAUAUUGGUAACAGGAGGAAAAUCUUCAGAUGAUGUCUCUGGUCCUGCAAACCAACUAAAGAGGAAUCGAAUUGCUCCUUUUGCUAUUGGUGCAAGGACUUCCAGUACAGAGGAGCUGAACCUUAUCGCUUUAAAACCUGAAUUUGCUUACUCCAUCAGAGAUUUUCAACAGCUCCAAGGGAUUGAGCAACAGAUGUUGGCAGCAGUUAGGACCAUAACCACAUCAGAUAUUUCCGGACAUUAUGUUCCAGUUGAUGGCAGAGUUUCUGCUGAUAUUGGAAAAAGAGAUGUUAUUUUCCUUGUGGAUGGAUCAGACAACGUUGGCUCCACUGGUAUUGCACACAUUCGAGACUUUGUGCUAAAAGUGCUCCAGCAACUUGAUGUUCAACCUGACCAAGUCCGUGUAGGACUAGUACAGUACAGUGACAGACAGAAGACAGAGUUCUCUCUGAACUCUCAUAACACCAAGUCUGCUGUGCUGUCUGCAGUCAAGAGACUCCGCAACAUAGGAGGCCGCUCCGCAGACUUAGGUGAAGGAAUAAAGUAUGUCUUACAGAAUGAGUUAAAGGAAUCUACUGGUGUUAGGCUUACUGAGGCCUCUCAGCACUUGGUAGUGCUCACUGGUGGAAAGUCUCCAAGUGAUGUAUCAUUUUAUGGUCCACUACUGAAGGGGUCCAAAGUGAAUUGCAUAGGAAUAGGUAGCAGUGGUGCAGACCCCAGUCAACUUGCUCAGAUUGCUACCAGCCCUGCUGAUGUUCUUCAGGUACCCUCCUUCCCAAACUUACCUAGCAUUCAGGACAGAUUCAUUGCUAGGCUCAACGGGACAUUUAUGGAGAUCCCUACAGAAACAGAAAUAACUGAAGAUCCAAUACCUGUGAAAACCGCAGACAUCGUAUUUUUAGUUGAUGGUUCAAUGAACUUGGGCAAGAACAAUUUCAGAGAAGUCAUGGAGUUUAUUCUAAACCUCAUUGAUCUCUUUUUUACCGAGAGAGAUAACCUACAGUUUGGACUUGCCCAUUAUGCAGCAGAUGUGACGGAUGUUUUUUUCCUCAAUACUUAUAAGAACAAAGACGAUAUUAUUGAUGCUAUCACCAGGACUGAAUAUAAAGGAGGAAGGAGAAUCAACACUGGUGCUGCCAUUAAACAUGUCCAGCAGAAUCACUUUGUCAAGGAGAAAGGAAGCAGAAAGGAUGAAGGUGUUCCCCAGAUUUUGAUGAUAGUCAAGGGAGGAAGGUCUCAGGAUGAUGGGAAGUCGGCUGCCUUAGCCCUCAAAACAGCAGGGGUCCGAAUUUAUGCAAUUGGAGUGGGAGACAUUGAAGAUGAGCUCAACAGCCUUGCUAGUGAGCCAAGCACAGUAGCCAGAGCCAGUACUUUUCAGGAGCUUUCUGAGCUAAAUGAACAAAUCUUAGAGACACUGGAUGAUGAAGUGAAAGGUGUUAAAGUGUGCACUGAUUCACAAGAUGCUUUAAAGGGCUGCAAACUUGAGGUCAUAAUUGGCUUUGAUGUCGAUGCACAGAACAUAUUUGCUGCUCAGAGAUCUCUGGAAUCGAAGAUGGGUGCCAUUCUUCAACGUAUCAUGCAGGUUCCGCCUAUUAGCUGUUCUGCUGAACAGUCUCCUUCCAUCCUUGUUGGUAUGUUGGCUAUGGACUCCGCAUCUGAGCCUGUUCAGCUUGAUUUCACAGACAACCACUCCCAGCUCUUCCAGUUCUUCAGAGACCUGCGAAAUCGAGGUCCAUAUAACCUCAAUGCUGGAACCAUCAAUGCCUACAAUUCAAUGUUCCAAAACAGAGCCUCAGAUGUUGUCAAGGUUGUGAUUCACCUAACGGAUGGUCUAGAUGAGCAGUAUGCAAGGAUUAAAGAGCGUGUUGAGGCUCUUCGACUGGCAGGUGUGAACAGUUUCAUCCUAGUAGGACUUGAGAGAGUCCCGAGAUUUGAUGAAGCUGUUCUGCUGGAGUUUGGCCGUGGCUUCAGAUACACUAGGCCUCUGCGAGUUAAUUUGCUUGAUGUGGACUAUGAAAUUGCUGAGGAACUGGACAAUGUAGCAGAACGGGAAUGCUGUUCUGUUGCAUGUAAGUGCACUGGGCAAAGAGGUGAUCGAGGAACAGCAGGUCCACCAGGAAUAAAGGGUGUACCAGGAGGUCAGGGUUACAGAGGACACCCAGGUGAUGAAGGAGGACCUGGAGAAAGAGGUCCACCCGGUGUGAAUGGAACCCAGGGUUUCCAGGGCUGUCCAGGGCCAAGGGGCCCCAAGGGCUCCAGAGGAUACUCUGGGGAAAAGGGCGAAUCUGGAGAAAUUGGUUUGGAUGGAAUUAAUGGAGAAGAGGGACAAAGAGGAGUAGCAGGACCUCCAGGAGAGAGAGGGAAUCAUGGGGGAAGGGGUCCAAAAGGAGCCAAAGGACAAGCUGGAGAUGGAGGGGCUCCUGGCAUUCGAGGAGACCCUGGUGCCCCGGGAACAGAUAAUACACAAAGAGGACCAAAGGGAGACAAAGGAGAUAUGGGACCUGUGGGAGAUCCAGGAGAGGAUGGGACAAAAGGCAGUCCUGGUGAACCAGGCAGGAAGGGUUCAAAUGGAAGACGUGGACCUCCUGGACAACCUGGAACAGCUGGACAACCUGGAGCAAAUGGUGAAUCAGGAGAGCCUGGCAUUGGAGGAUCUCGGGGUCCAGCAGGACCCAUUGGAGCCCCUGGCCUUCGUGGUGAGGAUGGAAACCCAGGGCCCAGGGGGCCAGGAGGAAUUCCAGGACCCCAAGGAGACAAGGGAAGAAGGGGCACUGUGGGCCGCAAGGGUGAGCCAGGAGAGCCAGGCCCCCGAGGAGAGUCUGGACAACUGGGACCUCGGGGAGAGCCUGGAGAAGAUGGACGCGAUGGGUUUGGAAUCCCUGGUCCCAAAGGAAGAAAGGGUGAUGAAGGAUUCCCUGGAUUCCCAGGACCAAAGGGCUUAGCAGGAGAUCCAGGGUCCAAAGGUGGACCUGGUCCCAAAGGAAACCGUGGACAGAGGGGCACCUCUGGGGAUGCUGGCCCACCAGGUCAAAAGGGAGAAAUUGGGCCUAGUGGACCAUACGGUUCAAAGGGACCACGGGGACCUAGCGUCGUGCAAUGUGACCUGGUCAAGAAAAUUAAAGAUAACUGCCCUUGCUGUUAUGGUGUUCAGGAAUGCCCACUGUAUCCCACAGAGCUAGCAUUUGCUCUGGAUUCAUCAGUAGAUGUGUCUCGCUCAUCCUUCGACAAUUUGCGGCAAGCAGUGCUACGACUGGUGCAAAAUAUUACUGUUUCUGAGAGCAACUGUCCACGAGGAGCGCGGGUUGCCCUGACGCUGUACAACAGCGAGGUGACCACAGAGAUCCGCUUUGCUGAUGCACUGAAGAAAAAAAGUCUGCUCCAACGCAUCGAGGGCUUGCAAGCGCUACAGACCAGCAAAAGGCGCAAGCUGGACGCUGCUAUGACUUUCCUAGCACACAACACCUUCAAACGUGUGCGCAGUGGCUUCCUUACACGCAAAGUAGCAGUCUUUUUUGUCAAUGGUCAGAUUGAGACGCCCCUAUCUGACCUGAGUACUGCAGCACUCCGUCUAUAUGAUGCUGGCAUUGCAUCUGUUUUCAUCACCAACCGUGGAUACCCGCGUCUCUCCCAAGCUGUGCAGGUCAACAACACAGCACUUGCUGAAGUCAUAGUUCUUCCCCAGCCUGGCAGUCCACAGUACAACGCCACAAUUAACAAGAUCAUAAACUGUCACAUCUGCCAUGACUUCUGUGCACCUGACCAGAGCUGCAGCUACAUCCCUCCCCAACCAAGCAGAGAAAGAAGGUCAUCUACCACUGACCUGGAUAUUGACAUUGCUGUUUUGAUGGAUAGUUCUAAGACCACAUGGCCUGCAGUCUUUGUGGAAAUGAAGCACUACAUCUCCCAUCUUAUUGACCACCUGGAGAUUUCUGCCAACCCCAAGACCUCUCUCCACCAUGCACGUGUGGCCAUUGUGCAGCAUUCUCCAUAUGAGUUCACACACAACGGGAGCACUGUGCCUGUGCAGGUGGACAUCAGCCUGACUGACCACGGCUCCAAGGAUGACCUUAAGCACUUCUUGCAGACAAAGGUCCUUCAGCUAGAGGGUGAGCGUGCCCUGGGCAGUGCGAUUGAGUACACAAUUGAGCACGUCUUCGAAAAGGCACCUCACCCCCGUGACCUCAAAGCUAUUAUGCUGAUGGUAACUGGCCCUCUGAUGGAGGAAGAGGAGGAAAGGCUUGUGCGCAUCGCUACUGACGCCAAGUGCAAGGGCUACAUCCUGAUUGUCUUUGGUGUGGGUGAUCGUCUGCGAGCCAGUGAUGUCCAAAUCCUGUCCAGGCUGGCCAGUGAACCUUCCAGUGUUUUCUUCAAGCGGAUUGAAAGCACCACCCAGUUCUAUGACGAGUACAUUCAGCGCUUUGGACGUCUGCUUCCCAAAUAUUUGAGCACUGAGAAUGCUUUACACAUGUCAUCAGAAGUUUCCAAGAACUGCAAAUGGUUUCAGGGUGACCAGCCUAGUAAAUCAUCUGUUCAGCCAUCCCACAAACUAGGGCAAGAGAAAGAUCAGAAACACCAUGAAAAACAUACACAUUCAAGAAAGCCGAAAGAAUGGCCAGCAGAAGAGCUACAUGUAUCAAACGUCACCUCCAACAGUUUGGUGCUACGAUGGACAGCCCCAAACACAGACACCCAGGGUCACUACCAUGUGAUUGUAACUCGUCUGCGGGACCAUACCCUGGUACUGCGUGAAAAUGUGACCAGCACACAGUUCCCUCUGGCAGGGCUGGAUAGUGCACAGACGUAUCAUGCAGUGGUCACAGCCUAUGUUCAUGGCCAAGUUGUUGCGGUUUACAAGGGCAUCAUCACAACCAAAGCUGCAGAGGAAAAGGUGGACGGCCCACUUGAAAAUCCAAUGAUCAUUUCCACAGCUUCUUUGGAUCAGCCAGAAAUAGCUCAAAUACAACAAAGCACAGAGGAGGGACAGAGUGAAGCACAACAGGUCCAAGUUACCAGCAUCUGCCAGCUUCCUAAGGAAGAGGGCCCCUGUGCCAAGUUUGUUCUCCAGUGGCACUAUGAUUUCCCCAGUAAGAGUUGUGCCCGCUUCUGGUAUGGUGGCUGUGGGGGAAACCAGAACCGCUUUGAGACCCAGGACGAGUGUGAAAGGACUUGUGGGAAAGCAGCACCUCUCAAACAAGGACUUGGAGAAGCCAUAAGAACAUAAAACAACAUGAAUGAAGAACCAGGUUUUACCUCUGCAGGUGUUUAUUGACCAGCAAGAAGCCAAAAUAGAGAAAUGGUGACUGCACUGACCCUAUAAUAGAAUUUCAUAUGAUAAAACCCUUGAAGCUGAUUUUUUUUCUCCAUCACAAAAAAAAGAUUUGAUAAAUUGACAUCAAACGGGUGCUAUUAGUAUUUUAUGAUGGAAGAUCUUAAAAUAGUUUGUUCUGUAAAAUAUUUGUAACAUUUGAACUAAAUGGUUUCAUUUUUGUAGAAUUUCUCUUAUCAGUAAAAAAAAAAAAAAAAUCAUUGUUCAUAUACAUACAUGAUUUUUUUUUGAAUUAUAGUAUGAAAAAUAACCACUCUUUGCUAUUGGUAAAAGCCUUACUACCACAACAUCAUUUUUUCCAGUUCUGGUUAAUUUCACUAAAUUCUUUAAAAACAUUAUUCACACUGAUUUAGAUCGUAAGUUAGUUUACAUAUCUCCAUGUGUAUAUGAUGACAGCAGUCUUUGUUCAGUAUGGUAGGUAAACUUCAUAUAUUGUAAAUCCACCUCAAGCACAUUGCCCAGUUCUUAAAAAUGGAAUGUAUUUGUCAAAAUGUUGAAUUUUUAUUUUCAAUACUGUGUUAGACUGGGUAAGGGAAUAAAAAAGGCUUUCUAAUGAAAA